ACAAAAGCAAUGGAGAAAUCUUAUUAUAUUUCUUAUGUUAUUUCUCCAUUACUUUUGUUUUUCUUUAUGCUCCAAACAGUGGCUGUUCCUACCAAGAAGUCCUACAUUGUCUAUUUGGGAUCACACUCCUUCGGCCCAAAUCCAAGCAUCUACGACGUCCAACUUGCAACCGAGUCUCAAUAUCAUAUAUUAGGAUCCGUCAAGGGAAGCAAAGUAGCAGCCAAAGACUCAAUUCUCUACUCCUACAACCGAUACAUUAAUGGCUUUGCUGCCGUUCUCGAUGAACAAGAAGCCACGGCUCUUGCGAAGAAUCCGAGCGUGGUGUCGGUUUUUGAAAACAAGGAGAGAAAAUUGCAUACGACACGAUCAUGGGGUUUUCUCGGGGUUGAUAGUGAUCGAGGAAUCCCUCGGAACUCCAUUUGGAAGGCGGCUCGGUUUGGGGAAGAUACCAUCAUAGGGAACCUCGACACGGGUGUCUGGCCAGAGUCCCCGAGCUUCAACGAUGCAGGGUAUGGCCCUGUUCCUUCGAGGUGGAGGGGUGCUUGUGAAGGCGGCUCCAAAUUUCGAUGCAAUAGGAAGUUGAUUGGAGCACGCUAUUUCUACCGAGGAUUCCAAGCCUCCGAACGUCCAUGGACGAAGCAAAACAUCAGCUUCGACAGUGCACGAGACCAUGAAGGUCAUGGAUCGCACACUUUGUCCACUGCCGGUGGUAACUUUGUCCAUGGAGUCAAUGUGUUUGGCAAUGGCAAUGGGACGGCGAAAGGAGGUUCCCCCAAGGCUCGUGUUGUUGCCUACAAGGUCUGCUGGCCUUCAAAAAAUGGCGGCUGUUACGAUUCCGAUAUCUUAGCAGGCAUCGAGGCCGCUAUCAGCGACGGUGUGGAUGUUCUUUCGGCCUCUAUUGGCACGCUAGCUCAAGAGUUUGCUAAUGACGCUAUUUCGAUAGGGGCGUUCCAUGCGGUUCAACACGGAAUCGUCGUGGUUUCCUCGGCCGGGAAUGACGGCCCGUCUCCCGGGAGUGUGAGCAAUGUGUCUCCUUGGAUGAUCACUGUUGGAGCUAGUACCAUCGACCGUGACUUUGUCAGUUACGUCGCCCUGGGGAACAAGAAGCAAUUAAGGGGUUCAAGCCUUUCAUCCAGUCGAUUGCCGGCUGGUAAGUUCUACCCUUUGAUGAAGGCUGUGCAAGUGAAAGCUGCCAAUGCCACUGAUGGGUUUGCCCAACUUUGCAUGGAUGGAACACUUGAUCCCACAAAGGCAAAAGGCAAGAUUAUAGUUUGCCUUCGAGGAGAAAAUGCAAGAUUGAGCAAGGGCUUCGAGGUUCUUCGUGUCGGUGGUGUCGGGAUGGUUCUUGUAAAUAACCAGACAGACGGUUCAGCUCUUUUAGCUGAUCCACACAUACUUCCUGCUUCUCAUCUAAGCUAUGCGGAUGGAGUUUCCAUCGCUCAAUAUUUGAGCUCCACCAAAACACCCGUGGCUUCCAUAACCCAUGCAAGCACAGAGAUGGGAAUUAAACCAUCGGCUGUCAUGGCUUCAUUUUCCUCAAGAGGCCCUGAGUUGAUCACACAGGCUAUAAUCAAGCCUGAUAUAACAGCACCGGGGGUGAAUAUAAUCGCGUCUGUGACCAAAGAUGUUACAGCAUCAGAGUUGCCAUUUGAUAAACGUCGAGUGUCUUUUAAUGUCGAGUCCGGCACUUCCAUGUCAUGCCCACAUAUCUCAGGUGUUGCAGGCCUUCUAAAGACUCUGCAUCCCACAUGGAGUCCUGCUGCUAUCAAAUCUGCCAUAAUGACUACAGCCAAAACGAGAGACAACACCAAGAACACAAUGUUGGACUUCACCAAAGUGAAGGCUACCCCAUUUGAUUAUGGUGCAGGACAUGUCCAUCCAAACGAUGCCAUGGACCCCGGCCUCGUUUACGACACAACGAUUGAUGACUAUUUGAAUUUCUUAUGUACACGGGGCUACAGCUCCCUCACACUCAAGAAAUUCUCUAAAAAGCCAUUUGUUUGCGCCAAGAACUUUACAACCACAGACUUCAACUAUCCAUCCAUCUUGGUCCCCAGGUUGCAAAUUGGUGAAUCGGUGACGGUGAAUAGAAGAGUCAAGAAUGUGGGGAGCGCAGGCACGUAUGUGGCGCGGGUGAGGAUGCCCAAGGGCAUUACAGUUAUGGUGGAGCCAAGUAAGUUGCAAUUUCACAGCGUUGGAGAAGAGAAGCCUUUCAAACUUGUAUUUCAUUAUGCACAUAAACUGCGACGUCAGGGCUAUGUUUUUGGGGCAUUGGUAUGGUCAGAUGGGAAACAUUUUGUUAGAAGUUCUAUUGCCGUGAAUUUGGUUUGAUCAAAUUUAUAAUCUUGUAAUCCAAAUUCAUUCUAUUAUCAUAUAUAACCUUUCCAUAUAUUUUGCCCACUAUUAUUUA
Cucurbita pepo subsp. pepo (vegetable marrow) is the source of this 2410-nucleotide messenger RNA. Its product is annotated as subtilisin-like protease SBT5.3. Gene Ontology annotation, molecular function: serine-type endopeptidase activity. The record is from RefSeq and is a predicted model, not a curated record. Gene Ontology annotation, biological process: proteolysis. Lineage: Eukaryota; Viridiplantae; Streptophyta; Magnoliopsida; Cucurbitales; Cucurbitaceae.